AUGGAAAUUAAUGCGAAUGAGACGGAACGAUCAAUUGUUCCUACGGAGAGCUCCAGCUCCAGCUCAUCUCGUGCUCGCUCUGAAUUUCCGCGCAAAAUGCGUCUCUUACGUCAUCUAUCCGGUUUAUUAGAAUCUAAAAAAGAUCUGAUGAAUGAUUGGGAGAUAGGUGGAACGCAAAAUAAAUGGGUUUGUCCCAGCGACCGACAUCUUCAACUUCGAGCACAGCUAAAAGCUGGAUGGUCUGUUCGAACAGCAACAGCUCGGAGUCCAACAAAUUCCAAAGCAAAUUCGGGAAUCACUGAUGCGGAGCAAGAACACAUUCGUCAGGUUCUGGCAAAGGCAGAAGAGAGCCGAAUGAAAGAAAUGGAACGAUUAGGAAAAAUGGUUGAACGAUUGGAAAAAAUGAAAAGUCGAGCAACUGGAAAUGGAGUCACUCAUUGUGUGUUAUGUAAAACGGAAUUUGGACUUUUAGCUUCAAAAAGCUAUGCAGCUAUGUGUAAUGAUUGUCGAAAAUAUGUCUGUCAACGUAAUUGCGGAGUAGAAACAAUGGAUCCAACACGCGGCACUGAAAUGAUCUUUCUAUGCAAAAUCUGUUCGGAGGCCAGAGAGGUGCUGUGGAAGAAGUCUGGUGCCUGGUUCUAUAAGGAAUUACCGGAGUAUGUUAAGCCUGAACCGCCGAAUGGUAAUGUCUCGUCGCCGCCAAUGCAUUCACGAUCUGCCUGGGUGUUGGGAACGAUUCCUCGAAAUUCGCCUUCGACAUCGUCUAUGCCAACAGCCGCAGUUGCUAGUUCAUCUGUAUCUAAUUCGAUGAUACCGCCCGAGAAAGCUCCCAGACGGCAUCUUCCAAUAGCUCCACCAGAGCCAAGAAGUUCUUCCGAUGGAGAAUUUGUACAAUCUGGAGUUCCAAGAAAACCUCAACGAACUCCGUCAGCUAAUCGGCGAGAAGCUAAUUUGGCACGAUUUUCUGCUUUACAAGCAGCAAUUAGGGAUAAUGAUAGUGAAUCUGAUGAUGAUUCGUCUCCUGAAUCACGCGCUUCGACAAGAUCGACAUCACCUCGAAGAUCAUUGGCUACUCCGUCCUCGUAUGAUUCUUCGCAAAAAGAUUUGCGUCAGAGUGAUACGAUAGGACCAGAUGAUGCCCGAAGCAUUGACAGCGGAGUCGUUCAAUCGGACCAUUCAAACCCUCAGGCAGCUCUCACCUUGUCAGCUUCAUCACUUGCUCCAUUAGCCAAUCAUAUUAAUGACAGUACUUCCAAUAGUCGCAUCAGUCAGGAUUAUACCAAUGCACGUAUUGCUCAAUCAGCAUCAGGAUCGAGUCUUGUUACUCCACCACCCAUUCCACCUCGCACAAGCAGUCCCAAUAGAGCUUCCGAUGAGCGUCAAUCGUCCAUCGAUUGCACUCCCUCUAUGAAGCUAAGCUUCAGCUCUGCUGCAAGUACGAAAAGAGCUGGAACAUCUAGUGAUAGUGUUAACGUUCCUGCGGAAAUUCCGAAACCUGCGCCAACCAGGGUGGAAUCACCGUCUGCAUCGUUUAUGAGUUCUCCCGAUGAUGAUUCAAGUACCUUGGGAUCUAUUCAAUUUAGUCUUUUGUACAGUCAAUUAGAAAAGAAAUUGGAUGUCCAUCUUAUUCGAGCUAAGAAUCUCAAAGCUAUGGACAGCAAUGGCUUCUCUGAUCCAUAUGUGAAGCUUCAUCUUCUGCCUGGCAAUGCGAAAGCAACCAAGUUAACAUCAAAAACGAUUGAGAAGACGUUAAAUCCUGAAUGGGAUGAACAUUUGACUUAUCAUGGAAUAACGGAAGAAGAUAAACUUCGUAAAACUUUACGAGUAACAGUGUUGGAUCGCGAUCGUAUAGGCUCGGAUUUCUUAGGAGAAACACGCAUAGCUUUGAAGAAAUUACCAAACAAUCAGCUGAAGAAAUUCAAUCUGUACUUGGAACAUGCUAUUCCCGUUCAACCAUCCCGUCAGGAUGAUAUGAAAGAAAGAGGCAAAAUCUUUGUUGGAAUACAAUAUAAUAUCCAGCAAGGCUCUUUGUUCGUAACAUUGAAACGAUGUGCUGAACUGAUUGGAAUGGAUUCCACUGGAUUCUCUGAUCCAUAUUGCAAAGUAUCGCUCACGCCUAUAACAUCCAAGGCUCAUCGUCAGAAAACGUCGAUUAAGAAGCGAACGUUGAAUCCUGAAUUCAAUGAGACUUUACAAUUCAUCGUUCCAUUCAAAGAUCUGCCUAAGAAAACACUCCAAAUUGGUGUUUAUGACCACGAUCUCGGACGUCAUGACGACUACAUCGGUGGGAUUCUGCUUUCAACAUCAGCAAAAGGUGAACGGGGACAACAAUGGACAAGCUGCAUCGAAAAUCCAGGGCAAUUGUUUGAGAAUUGGCACAAGCUCGAGCUUGAUUCAUAA
This is a messenger RNA of Auanema sp. JU1783, 2400 nucleotides long. Lineage: Eukaryota; Metazoa; Nematoda; Chromadorea; Rhabditida; Rhabditidae. The record is from the annotation of a GenBank genome assembly.